AUGUCGUCCGCGAUUCAGAAAUGGGUUAUGGACCCGGCGAACCACGACUUUCUCGCGAUUGUCAAGGGCGCCCGCAACGGUCUCGUGUACGGGUGCAAGGUGCGGUUCCCGCAUGCGUUGGUCAUGGCUGCCCUCUUCUCGCACAAGCCGUGGAGCACGCGGAUUCACGGUAUCCUGACAGCGACCCGGACGCACGCAAUGAGCCUCGCCAAGUUUGCGGUGGUUUACAAGAUCAUGCUGCUCGUGCAGAAGCGGCUGAACGGGGGUAUGGAGCGUGAUCUCGACACGUUUGUCGCGGGUGGGAUCGGCGGUUACACCGUGUUUGGGGAUCGCACACCGAUCAAUGAGCAAAUCGUGCUGUAUAUCAUGUCGCGCGCCAUCCUCUCCUUCAUCCCGCGGCUCUACAGCAACUCGCCAAACCCACCCAAGACGCCGUGGCAGCCCCUCGACCACCCCCUUCCAUCCCUUACCAGCCCCGAGGCCAACCCGCGCCCGAUCCCCCCGGCAAACAUUCCGUUUGCCAUCGUCGCAUCCCUCUCCUGGGCAGCGGUCAUGUACAUGUUCCGCCACCGUGGCGAGCGCCUCCAGCCUGGCAUUAUCAACUCGAUGCGUUACAUCUACCACGAGUCGGACACUUGGACUUCGCUCAAGACACUCCUCUGGCACAACAAGUAG
Messenger RNA from Cutaneotrichosporon cavernicola, 675 nucleotides. RefSeq lists its product as uncharacterized. The record is from RefSeq and is a predicted model, not a curated record. Lineage: Eukaryota; Fungi; Basidiomycota; Tremellomycetes; Trichosporonales; Trichosporonaceae. Gene Ontology annotation, cellular component: peroxisomal membrane. The coding region runs from base 1 to 675 and encodes 224 amino acids. The transcript is spliced from 4 exons.